CUCCCAAAUCCCUGAUAUUUUCCCUCCCAAUCACCCUCUUUCUCUGUCGCCCCCAUCCACCCUAAUCUUCGUACACUCCUUCACUUACUUGGCCUAAAACAGAAAAUCAAUGGAGAGAGCCGCGCUGCUUCGCUCCAUAACGUGUUCUACGCUCGCCUGCAACAGAUUCUUCCUCCUCUCUUCUCAUAGGCUAUCUCUGCCCUCCGCUUCCUUCUCUUCCUCUCUCUCUAGCAGUCACCACCGUCCCUUUGGCACCCUCACUAGACGCUCCGUGCUCCGCCGUCACUGGCGAUUGCUCCCCAGCUCCUCCUCGAUUCCAUCUACGCGAUGUUUCUCUUCACUCUCCCCGAAAGCUAUCGCCACUUCGCCAGAGCAAGCCUCUUCAGAUGCUGUUGGAAGUCAAGAUGAUUUAGCUGAGAAGUACGGAUUUGAUAAAGUCUCAGAACAGUUUAUCCAAGAAUGUAAAUCAAAGGCUGUGCUUUACAAACACAAAAAGACUGGUGCUGAAGUCAUGUCUGUAUCCAAUGAUGAUGAGAACAAGGUUUUUGGGAUUGUUUUUCGCACUCCUCCGAAGGAUUCUACUGGGAUUCCCCACAUACUGGAGCAUAGUGUAUUGUGUGGAUCAAGAAAGUAUCCUUUAAAAGAACCAUUUGUUGAAUUAUUGAAAGGGAGCUUGCACACAUUUCUAAAUGCAUUCACAUAUCCUGAUAGGACUUGCUAUCCAGUUGCAUCCACAAAUACAAAGGAUUUCUAUAAUUUGGUUGAUGUAUAUCUGGAUGCCGUCCUCUUCCCAAAAUGUGUGGAGGACUUCCAGACCUUUCAACAGGAGGGUUGGCAUUAUGAGCUGAACAAUCCUUCAGAAGAUAUAUCAUAUAAAGGAGUCGUUUUCAAUGAGAUGAAAGGUGUUUACUCACAGCCCGAUAAUAUAUUAGGUCGGACAGCUCAACAGGCUCUGUUUCCAGACAAUACCUAUGGUGUUGAUAGCGGAGGUGAUCCAAAAGUUAUUCCCAAACUCACGUUUGAGGAAUUCAAGGAAUUUCACCGUAAAUAUUACCACCCUGGCAAUGCUAGGAUAUGGUUUUAUGGAGAUGAUGAUCCAAAUGAGCGGCUACGCAUCCUGAAUGAGUAUCUAGAUUUGUUUGAUACAAGUCCAGCUUCCAGUGAAUCAAAGGUUGAACCACAAAAACUAUUUUCAAACCCAGUCAGGAUUGUUGAGAAAUAUCCUGCUGGAAAAGGUGGUGAUCUGAGAAAAAAGCACAUGGUAUGCCUUAAUUGGUUGCUCUCGGAUAAGCCGUUAGACUUGGAAACUGAACUUACCCUUGGGUUUUUGGAUCAUCUUAUGUUGGGAACUCCUGCUUCUCCAUUGAGGAAAAUUUUAUUGGAAAGUGGUCUGGGAGAUGCUAUUGUUGGUGGUGGGAUGGAAGAUGAGCUCCUUCAACCCCAGUUUAGUAUUGGGUUGAAGGGUGUUUCUGAAGAUGACAUUCAUAAGGUAGAAGAAUUAGUCAUGAGUACGCUUAAAAGUUUAGCAGAGGAAGGCUUUAAUUCAGAGGCUGUGGAGGCAUCCAUGAAUACAAUUGAGUUCUCUCUCAGGGAAAAUAACACUGGAUCAUUUCCUCGUGGCUUGUCCUUGAUGCUUCGCUCCAUUGGGAAAUGGAUAUAUGAUAUGGAUCCUUUUGAGCCAUUGAAAUAUGAGAAACCUUUAAUGGCCUUAAAAGCGAGAAUAGCUGAGGAAGGUUCUAAAGCUGUGUUUUCUCCUUUGAUAGAGAAAUACAUCCUGAACAAUCCUCAUUGUGUCACUGUUGAAAUGCAGCCUGACCCAGAGAAAGCUUCUCAUGAUGAAGCAGUUGAGAGAGAAAUUCUGGAGAAAGUCAAGGCAGGUAUGACAGAAGAAGAUCUUGCUGAGUUAGCACGUGCUACACAGGAGCUACGAUUGAAGCAGGAAACUCCUGAUCCACCAGAAGCUUUAAAAAGUGUACCAAGCCUUUCUCUACUCGACAUCCCCAAGGAACCUAUCCAUGUUCCCAUAGAGAUUGGAGUCAUCAAUGAUGUCAAAGUUUUGCGACAUGACCUCUUCACAAAUGAUGUCCUUUACACUGAGAUUGUCUUUGAUAUGAGUUCACUGAAGCAAGACCUUCUUCCCUUGGUACCUCUUUUCUGUCAAUCUUUGAUGGAGAUGGGUACAAAAGAUAUGGACUUUGUGCAACUAAAUCAGUUAAUUGGGAGGAAAACUGGAGGAAUAUCGGUUUAUCCUUUCACUUCGUCUGUACGGGGGAAGGAAUAUCCUUGUAGCCACAUAAUUGUUCGGGGAAAAGCCAUGGCAGGAUGUGCAGAAGACUUAUUUAACUUGGUUAAUUGCAUUCUUCAAGAAGUUCAAUUCACAGACCAACAACGUUUUAAGCAGUUUGUUUCCCAAAGCAAAGCAAGAAUGGAGAACCGAUUAAGAGGCAGUGGCCAUGGAAUCGCAGCUGCAAGGAUGGAUGCUAAGUUGAAUACUGCAGGGUGGAUUGCUGAACAAAUGGGUGGUGUUAGUUAUUUGGAAUUUCUGCAAGCUCUUGAAGAGAAAGUUGAUCAGGAUUGGAUUGGGAUCUCUUCAUCUCUUGAGGAGAUCCGCAAAUCCUUACUUUCAAGGAAGGGUUGCUUGAUAAACAUGACAUCUGAGGGAAAAAAUCUUAUGAACUCAGAAAAAUACGUUAGCAAAUUCCUUGAUUUGCUUCCUAGCAGCUCUUCUGUUGAAAAAACUACUUGGAAUGGUCGACUCUCUUCAGAAAAUGAAGCUAUUGUGAUACCUACUCAGGUUAAUUAUGUUGGAAAAGCAACUAACAUAUACGACACCGGUUAUCAACUCAAGGGCAGUGCAUACGUAAUUUCAAAAUACAUCAGUAAUACAUGGUUGUGGGAUCGUGUGCGAGUUAGUGGUGGGGCCUAUGGAGGUUUUUGUGAUUUUGACACUCAUUCAGGGGUAUUCUCCUUCUUAUCUUAUCGAGACCCAAACUUGUUAAAAACACUCGAUGUAUAUGAUGGAACUGGGGAUUUUCUACGUCAAUUGGAAAUGGAUGAUGAUACUCUCACAAAAGCAAUUAUUGGGACCAUAGGGGAUGUAGAUGCAUACCAGCUACCUGAUGCCAAGGGUUAUAGUAGUUUGUUACGAUACUUGUUGGGGGUAACAGAGGAAGAAAGGCAAAAGAGACGUGAAGAGAUAUUGUCAACCAGUUUGAAGGACUUCAAGGAAUUUGCAAAUGCAAUUGAGGCAGCUAAACAUAAAGGGGUUGUGGUUGCAGUAGCAUCUCCGGAUGAUGUUGAUGCUGCAAACAAGGAGCAUCCUAACUUCUUUAAAGUGAAGAAAGCCCUUUAAAACUCCAAAAAAUGUUGCAAAGGCAAAGAUUCUCUUACCGGAUAUUCUUUUGUUCUGUAGAAUACAAAAUUCAAAAGUGUUUUUCCAAUUUUUCAUAGCAAUAAAUAAAUGAUACUGUAGCAAAACAUGGGAUAGGACAGAAUCCAUGCAGCUUGAAAUGAACAGUUGUAUGGGGCUUAAUAUUGUAUUUUAGCAGUACUGCAAUUUAUGAACUCCUAAAUUUGAGCUGGAAAUUUGUAGAUUUCUUCUA
This is a messenger RNA of Vitis riparia (riverbank grape), 3602 nucleotides long. Its product is annotated as presequence protease 2, chloroplastic/mitochondrial-like. Gene Ontology annotation, molecular function: metal ion binding. NCBI's taxonomy places the organism in Eukaryota, Viridiplantae, Streptophyta, Magnoliopsida, Vitales, Vitaceae. Gene Ontology annotation, cellular component: chloroplast; mitochondrion. Gene Ontology annotation, biological process: protein processing. The transcript is spliced from 19 exons. The coding region runs from base 110 to 3352 and encodes 1080 amino acids. The record is from RefSeq and is a predicted model, not a curated record.